CGACGACGCUGACAGCCCGCCCCGACGCGCCUCGGGUGCCCCAGUCCGCCGAGCUCUGCGCAGCGGCUGCCGGAGCUGAGCGGCCGCCCCGCGCCCCUCCCGCCGUCCGCGCCGCCUUCGGAGCCGCGGCGCCGGCGCCCUGGGUCUGGCUGGAGGGCGGACCCCGGACCGAGUGCGAGACUUUUUUUUUUACCCCCCCUUCCUUUUCCUAUUAUUUUUUAUUUUUCGGAGAAAGGGCAGUUGCGUCCCAAAGCAAAGGAAUGAAGUCUGGCAUCGGAGUGCCCUGGACCUCGGCGUGGGGGCUCCUGUUUCUCUGCGCCGCGCUCUCGCUCUGGCCGACGACGGGAGAAAUCUGCGGGCCGGGCAUCGACAUCCGCAAUGACUACCAGCAGCUGCGGCGCCUGGAGAACUGCACGGUCAUCGAGGGCUACCUGCACAUCCUGCUCAUCUCCAAGGCUGAGGACUACCGCAGCUACCGCUUCCCCAAGCUCACCGUCAUCACCGAGUACCUGCUGCUCUUCCGUGUGGCUGGCCUCGAGAGCCUGGGCGACCUCUUCCCGAACCUGACGGUCAUCCGCGGCUGGAAGCUCUUCUACAACUACGCGCUGGUCAUCUUCGAGAUGACCAACCUCAAGGACAUUGGCCUGCACAAUCUACGGAACAUCACGCGCGGCGCCAUCCGCAUCGAGAAGAACGCGGACCUCUGCUACCUGUCCACGGUCGACUGGUCCCUCAUCCUGGAUGCCGUGUCCAACAACUACAUCGUGGGCAACAAGCCGCCCAAGGAGUGUGGGGACCUGUGUCCGCGCACGACCGAGGAGAAGCCGCUGUGUGAGAAAACGAGCAUCAACAACGAGUACAACUACCGCUGCUGGACCCCCACGAGCUGCCAAAAAACGUGCCCGAGUUCAUGUGGGAAGCGGGCUUGCACAGACGAUGACCAGUGCUGUCACCCCGAGUGUCUGGGCGGCUGCACCGCACCCGACAACGACACAGCCUGCAUUGCCUGCCGCCACUAUUACUUCAACGGCCUGUGUGUAACCCAGUGCCCACCCAACACCUACCGCUUCGAGGGAUGGCGCUGCGUGGACCGCGACUUCUGUGCCAGUAUCCCCAAUGCCGAUAUCACUGAAGUGGACGGCUUCGUCAUCCACCAGGGCGAGUGCAUGCAGGAGUGCCCCUCUGGCUUCAUUCGCAACAGCACCCAGAGCAUGUUCUGCGUCCCCUGUGAGGGCCCUUGCCCCAAAGUCUGUGAGGAAGAGAAGAGGACGAAGACCAUCGACUCGGUGACUUCUGCCCAGAUGCUGCAGGGAUGCACCAUUUUCAGGGGGAACCUGCUGAUUAACAUCCGUCGAGGCAACAAUAUCGCCUCGGAGCUGGAGAACUUCAUGGGGCUCAUCGAGGUGGUGACGGGCUAUGUGAAGAUCCGCCACUCACAUGCGCUGGUGUCGCUGUCCUUCCUGAAGAGCCUCCGCCAGAUCGGGGGAGAGGAGCAGCUGGAGGGGAAUUACUCCUUCUACGUGCUGGACAACCAGAACCUGCAGCAGCUGUGGGACUGGGAGCACCGCAACCUGACCAUCAAGGCCGGCAAGAUGUACUUUGCCUUCAACCCCAAGCUGUGUGUCUCCGAGAUUUACCGCAUGGAGGAGGUGACAGGCACCAAAGGACGUCAGAGCAAAGGGGACAUCAAUACCAGGAACAACGGGGAGAGAGCCUCCUGUGAGAGCGACGUCCUGCACUUCACCUCCACCAGCACCUGGAAGAACCGGAUCAUCAUCACAUGGCACCGGUACCGCCCUCCAGAUUACCGGGACCUCAUCAGCUUCACCGUCUACUACAAGGAAGCGCCCUUCAAGAAUGUGACUGAGUACGAUGGACAGGACGCCUGUGGCUCCAACAGCUGGAACAUGGUGGAUGUGGACCUGCCGUCCAACAAGGAUGUGCAGCCGGGGAUCUUGCUCCAUGGCCUGAAGCCCUGGACGCAGUACGCUGUGUACGUCAAGGCCGUGACCCUCACCAUGGUGGAGAACGACCACAUCCGGGGCGCCAAGAGCGAGAUCCUGUACAUCCGCACCAACGCCUCAGUGCCCUCCAUCCCCCUGGACAUCCUGUCGGCUUCCAACUCCUCGUCACAGCUCAUCGUCAAGUGGAACCCGCCCUCCCUGCCCAAUGGCAACCUGAGCUACUACAUCGUGCGGUGGCAGCGCCAGCCCCAGGACAGCUACCUGGCCCGGCACAACUACUGCUCCAAAGGCCGGGCGGACAAGAUCCCCAUCCGGAAAUAUGCCGACGGCACCAUCGACAUCGAGGAGGUGACGGAGAACCCCAAGACCGAGGUGUGCGCUACUGAGAAGGGACCGUGCUGUGCCUGCCCCAAGACGGAGGCCGAGAAGCAGGCGGAGAAGGAGGAGGCCGAGUACCGCAAAGUCUUCGAGAACUUCCUGCACAACUCCAUCUUCGUGCCCAGACCCGAGAGGAAGCGGAGAGAUGUGUCUUCGGGCACCAACGUCACCCUGCCCCUCCGAGCCCGGAACAGCUCGGCCGACGGCUACAUCAUCUCAGAUGAGGACGACGACGCGGAAUUCCCAUUCUACGAGAGCCGGGUGGAUAACAAGGAGCGCACGGUCAUCUCGAACCUGCGGCCCUUCACGCUCUACCGCAUCGACAUCCACAGCUGCAACCACGAGGCCGAGAAGCUGGGCUGCAGCGCCUCCAACUUCGUCUUUGCCAGGACCAUGCCUGCAGAAGGAGCAGAUGACAUCCCUGGCCAUGUGACCUGGGAGCCGAGGCCCGAGAACUCCGUCUUCCUAAAGUGGAACGAACCCGAGAACCCCAAUGGCUUGAUCCUGAUGUAUGAGAUCAAGUAUGGAUCCCAGACAGAGGACCAGCGGGAGUGCGUGUCCCGUCAGGAGUACAGGAAGUAUGGAGGGGCCAAGCUCAGCCGCCUGAACCCUGGGAACUACACAGCUCGCAUCCAGGCCACCUCCCUCUCCGGGAAUGGGUCGUGGACUGAGCCUGUGUUCUUUUACGUCCCAACCAAAAAGACCUACGAGAGUUUCUUCCAGCUGAUCGUUGCGCUGCCCGUGGCCGUCCUGCUCAUCGUUGGGGGCCUGGUGAUCAUGCUGUAUGUCUUCCACAGGAAGCGCCGCCUGGGCAAUGGGGUCUUGUACGCCUCCGUGAAUCCUGAGUACUUCAGUGCCGCUGAUGUGUACGUGCCCGAUGAGUGGGAGGUGGCCCGGGAGAAGAUCACCAUGAACCGUGAGCUGGGCCAGGGCUCCUUCGGGAUGGUCUACGAGGGCGUGGCCAAGGGCGUGGUGAAGGACGAGGCAGAGACCCGGGUGGCCAUCAAGACCGUGAAUGAGGCGGCCAGCAUGCGGGAGAGGAUCGAGUUUCUCAACGAGGCCUCGGUGAUGAAGGAGUUCAACUGCCAUCACGUGGUGCGACUGCUGGGCGUGGUGUCCCAGGGCCAGCCCACACUGGUCAUCAUGGAGCUGAUGACCCGCGGGGACCUCAAAAGCUACCUCCGCUCUCUGAGACCGGAAAUGGAGAAUAACCCCGUGCUGGCGCCCCCUAGCCUGAGCAAGAUGAUCCAGAUGGCCGGUGAGAUCGCUGAUGGCAUGGCAUACCUCAAUGCCAACAAGUUUGUCCACCGUGACCUGGCUGCCCGCAACUGCAUGGUGGCUGAAGAUUUCACUGUCAAAAUCGGAGAUUUCGGAAUGACCAGAGACAUCUAUGAGACUGACUAUUACCGCAAAGGAGGGAAGGGGCUGCUGCCGGUGCGCUGGAUGUCCCCCGAGUCACUCAAGGAUGGCGUUUUCACCACUCACUCUGAUGUCUGGUCCUUCGGUGUGGUCCUUUGGGAGAUAGCUACACUGGCCGAGCAACCGUACCAGGGUCUGUCCAACGAGCAGGUGCUGCGUUUUGUCAUGGAAGGUGGCCUCCUGGACAAGCCGGAUAACUGCCCCGACAUGCUGUUCGAGCUCAUGCGCAUCUGCUGGCAGUACAACCCCAAGAUGCGGCCUUCCUUCCUGGAGAUCAUCUGCAGCAUCAAGGACGAGCUGGAGCCCGGCUUCCGCGAGGUCUCCUUCUACUACAGCGACGACAACAAGCCGCCCGAGGCCGAGGAGCUGGAGCUGGAGCUGGAGCCCGAGAACAUGGAGAACGUGCCGCUGGAUCCCGACGCCUCGACCCUGUCGCUGCCGCUGCCCGAGCGCCCGUCGGCCGCUGCCGCGCUCUUGGAGAACGGCCCGGGCCCCAGCGUGCUGCUGCUGCGCGCCAGCUUCGACGAGCGCCAGCCCUACGCGCACAUGAACGGCGGCCGUGGCCGCAACGAGCGCCCGCUGCCGCUGCCCCAGUCCUCCACCUGCUGAGCCCCCCACCGGCCUCCUGUACCUCAGUGGC
Sorex fumeus (smoky shrew) is the source of this 4401-nucleotide messenger RNA. RefSeq names its product insulin like growth factor 1 receptor (gene IGF1R). NCBI's taxonomy places the organism in Eukaryota, Metazoa, Chordata, Mammalia, Eulipotyphla, Soricidae. Gene Ontology annotation, cellular component: insulin receptor complex; membrane; axon. The record is from RefSeq and is a predicted model, not a curated record. The transcript has 22 exons. Gene Ontology annotation, molecular function: insulin receptor activity; insulin receptor substrate binding; phosphatidylinositol 3-kinase binding. Bases 261 to 4370 code for a protein of 1369 amino acids. Gene Ontology annotation, biological process: multicellular organism development; protein autophosphorylation; positive regulation of MAPK cascade.